This is a messenger RNA of Protopolystoma xenopodis, 318 nucleotides long. The record is from the annotation of a GenBank genome assembly. NCBI's taxonomy places the organism in Eukaryota, Metazoa, Platyhelminthes, Monogenea, Polystomatidea, Polystomatidae.
AUGGCGAAAAGAGAAAGAUCCAGAGAAGAGGAUAUCUCAGUUGGAUCAAGUGAACUACUCAAUUACUCGACAGGUACCAGCUUAGGUAGAGGUAGCUGCUCCCCAUUUCUCUCGUCUCCCAGACCCAACUUACCUCGUCAUGUUGACGGUAAGAAGGCCUUCUGUCUCUAUGAGGAGGGCGCCGACAUAAAAGCCGGCAGCGUAGGCAAACACGGGCGUGCAUCGGGCAAGGCCGGCAAGACAGGCGUAGAACAAGAGAGGUGUCCACGUCCAACUAGAAUGGUGAAGAAUGGAGAUUAUGGGAUGUUGGUAGGUUGA